Messenger RNA from Miscanthus lutarioriparius, 2694 nucleotides. Lineage: Eukaryota; Viridiplantae; Streptophyta; Magnoliopsida; Poales; Poaceae. The record is from the annotation of a GenBank genome assembly.
AUGGCGUCGCGGCACCGGAAUGCUUCUCCGGCGCCGGCGGGGAACGACUCGCCGCAGCCUGCCUCGCCGGCAACCUCGCCGCGGCUUGCGGCGGAGUUCCCUCUCGACGCGCCCGAGGCCAAGGAGAGCGUGACCGUUACCGUCCGCUUCCGGCCGCUCAGCUCGCGGGAGGUUCGGCUGGGGGAAGAGAUCGCUUGGUACGCGGAUGGGGACACCAUUGUGCGGAGCGAGCAGAAUCACAGCAUCGCUUACGCGUACGAUCGAGUCUUCGGACCGACUACAACAACUCGACACGUACAUGAUGCUGCAGCUCUGCAUGUUAUCAGUGGUGCCAUGGAGGGAAUAAAUGGUACAAUAUUCGCAUAUGGAGUUACAAGCAGUGGGAAGACGCAUACAAUGCAUGGAGAUCAAAGAUCCCCGGGGAUCAUACCUUUGGCUGUGAAAGAUGCAUUUAGUAUAAUACAAGAGACUCCAAAUCGAGAGUUUCUUCUCCGUGUAUCAUAUUUGGAAAUCUAUAAUGAGGUUGUCAACGAUCUUCUUAAUCCUUCAGGUCAGAACUUACGGAUUAGGGAGGAUCUUCAGGGAACAUUUGUUGAGGGCAUACAAGAAGAAGUGGUGUUGUCUCCUGCACAUGCUUUGUCCCUUAUUACAGCCGGAGAAGAACAUAGACACGUUGGAUCCACAAAUUUCAAUCUGCUAAGCAGCAGAAGCCAUACAAUUUUCACACUGACAAUAGAGAGCAGCCCCUGCGGUGUAUCUAGUGAAGAGGAAGCAGUUACCUUCUCACAGCUGAACCUCAUCGAUCUGGCAGGUUCAGAGAGCUCAAGGGCCGAAACUACGGGAGCACGCCGGAAGGAAGGAUCUUAUAUCAAUAAAAGCUUGCUAACUCUUGGAACGGUGAUAUCAAAACUGACUGAUGGAAAAGCUACACAUGUUCCAUUUCGAGAUUCCAAAUUGACACGGUUACUACAGUCAUCCUUAAGUGGACAGGGACGUGUUUCUCUAAUAUGCACUGUUACUCCAGCAUCAAGCAAUUCAGAAGAGACUCAUAACACGUUAAAAUUUGCCCACCGUGCAAAGCACAUUGAGAUUCAAGUAUCACAAAACAAGAUUAUGGAUGAGAAGUCUUUGAUAAAGAAGUACCAGAAUGAAAUUUGCCAAUUGAAGGAAGAGCUAGACCAACUGAAAAGGAGUAUACUUUCUGGCACUCCUUCAAAAGAUGCCACAGAAGACAAUGUCAUUCUUUGGAAACAGAAGGUGAUUGUUGGCAUGUCUCCGCACAGAAGGCGAGAUAUCGUAUUGGAUGGUGAAAGCAAUGAUUUAUUUGUUCCUAUGGAAGGAUUUGAUGAAACAGUUGAAGCUUCUUCCAAAGGGGAGAAUAAGAAUCGCAAAGGGCUUCUUAACUGGUUCAAACUUCGGAAACAUGACGGUGGUUCUAAUGCUCCAAGCUUAGGUGGUGACCAAUCUAGCCUGAGGAAAGCAUCGACUGCCCCUUCAACACCCUUGGCGAAUGGACUUAAUUCUCAAACAGAGCAAGGGAUGUCUAACUCUUUGCUUCCUGAGAAUGUAUCAGCUAACCUGCUGAGCGUUGACCAUGAAGAAUUUCAUUCUGAUGAACUUCAUGGAGAAGAAGCUCCUUUGGUCACCAGAAAAACAUCAGAUCAUGUUGAUCUAUUGAGAGAGCAACUGAAGAUCCUGUCAGGGGAGGUUGCAUUACAUAAAAGUGUUCUAAAGCGCCUCAUGGAAGAAGCUGGAAGAAGCACAACGAAUGGUCAUAUCGAGAUGGAAAUGAAAAAGGUCAGUGACGAGAUUAAGGGCAAGCAGCAGCAGAUAGCACAUUUAGAAAGGCAGAUUAAGGGGAAGCUUGACCAGUUAGAACAUACACCGUCUCACACUAAGCUACUGGAGCAGGUCAAUGAGAAAGCAUUUGAACUUGAGGUGAAGACAGCAGAUAACAGAGUAUUGCAAGACCAGCUACAGCAAAAGACAACAGAGUGUCAGGCAUUACAAGAAGCAGUUGCCCACUUACACGAACAGCUUUCCCAAGCUCUCGAAGCUAAUGAUUUAUUGUCAGAAAGCAUCAUAUUUCAGCAGUACACAGACAUCAGCCUUCAAAAUGGAUCGCAAGUUCACAAAGAAAAUCCAGCAUCUAUAGAUGUCUCUGAUGAACUGCAUCAAAAAGCAGAGCAGUCAGAUAUUGAUGAACUGAAGCAAAGAUUGUGUGAGCUCACUGAGGCCAAAGCUCAACUAGAGGCCCACAAUCAGAAGCUGCAAGAGGAAAGCAUGUACGCAAAAGGCCUGGCCUCGGCUGCAGGCGUGGAACUGAAAGCACUGUCUGGGGAGGUCACCAAACUCAUGGACCACAACGAGAAGCUCGCGAACGAGUUGGCUUUAGCAAGAAAUUCAACACAACGACGAGUGAGCAAUGGUCAAAGGGUUGGUAGAAGGGAUAGCUAUAAUAAACGGCUUGACCCAGCUAGUAGAAGAGAUGUUCGUGCUAGCUAUGAGAGGGAACAAGCUCUGGAGGUCAUGCUUAUGGGGAAGGACCAAAGAGAGUUGGAGCUCCAGAAGAAAAUCGAGGAGUCGAAGCAGAAGGAAGCCUUCCUGGAAGGAGAGCUUGCGAACAUGUGGGUUCUUGUGGCGAAACUGAAGAAGGGUCAGGUAAACCAAGAUGAUGUCGAUGCCAAACCCUAG